AUGUGCGGAAUAUUUGGGUACGCGAACUUCUCUAAAGAAAGGAGCAAGGACGAAAUAGCUAACAUCAUGAUAAAUGGCCUGAAGCGAAUAGAAUAUCGAGGAUAUGAUUCGGCGGGGUUCUGCAUCACGGAUAACACAGACAGAAACUUUGCUAGGAUCCGAGCCGUUGGCAAGGUCAAUAGUCUUUACGAGAUAAAGAACUCCCAAACCUCUGUUGACCUUACAAGGAAGGUGCUCAACCAUGUCAGCAUUGCACACACAAGAUGGGCAACGCAUGGGCAGCCAAGCAUUGAAAACUCCCAUCCCCUGAGCAGUGACGAGAACAACAGCUUUCUUGUUGUGCACAACGGGAUCAUCACAAACUACAAGGACCUCAAGGUCUAUCUUAAGAAGAAGGGAUUUACGUUCGAGUCGGACACAGACACGGAAUGUGCGGCCAAGCUUGCACUCUACUUCUACAGAGAGAUGGAGAGGAAGAAAGAAGAGACGGACUUUGUGGCCAUUGUGAAAAAUGUUGUGAAGCACUGCGAGGGGGCAUUUGCCUUUGUGUUUGCAUCUUCCUUGUUCCCCAACGAGCUGGUCACAGUUAGGAAGUCGUCCCCCGUCCUUAUCGGCCUCAAGCCGUCAGGAAAGAUGUCCUUUGACUUCUUCGGUGUCAACUAUGGAGAUCCGGCCGAUGACACGCCCACCUCCCUCCUGGACUCCCCCUUGGCAUUCUCCAAAUCCGAUAGGCACGGCUUUGACCAGAACAUCGAUAUGAUGACAAGAGAUGUUCAGGACUGCACUCUGCAUGCACAUAACAAAGAGCCUCUGGAGGUCUUUGUUGCAUCGGAUGCCUCCGCUCUCAUAGAGCACACAAGGAAGGUCAUCUUUCUUGAGGACAACGACAUAGUCCACAUAUCCAAUGGUAACAUAUCCAUCCACAGGAUGCACUCAAAGGCAAAGGAAUCCGGGCCAGAGAUAAGAGAGGUUAAGACAAUAGAAACAGAGCUGGCGGCAAUCAUGAAAGGAAACUACGACCACUACAUGAUCAAGGAGAUCAACGAGCAGGAAGAGUCUGUGGUCAACACAAUGAGAGGAAGAAUCAACUUCGAAAGCCUUACGGUUUCUCUUGGAGGGCUCAAGGAUCAUGUCAGUGGCAUAAGGAAGUCCCAAAGAAUAAUCUUUGUGGCGUGCGGAACCAGCUACCAUGCCAGUCUUGCGAACAGGGCACUGCUUGAGGAGCUGCUUGAGAUUCCUGUGAGUGUUGAGAUAGCUAGCGACUUCCUUGAUAGAGCCCCUCCCAUAAUGAGAAGCGACUGUGUGUUUUUUGUGUCUCAGAGCGGGGAGACUGCAGACAGCGUUAUGGCACUAAGGUACUGCAUGUCCAUGGGGGCUCUUUGCGUCGGGAUAACAAACACUGUCGGAAGCACCAUCUCCAGAGAAACAGCGUGCGGCGUCCACAUAAAUGCAGGCCCCGAAAUAGGAGUGGCAAGCACCAAGGCCUAUACAAGCCAGUACAUCGCAUUGGUUCUUGUUGCUCUUCAACUGAGUGACCAGAACCUUGUGAAGCAGGCAAGGAGAAGGGAGAUCAUGGAGGGGCUCAAGAAUAUAAGCUCGCAGAUAAACAGGGUUUUGGAGCUGAGCACCUCGGUAAAAAGCCUGGCCAACGGACCCAUGAAGGACGACGCGAGCCUCCUGCUUAUAGGAAGGGGAUACCAGUAUCCCACAUGCAUGGAGGGUGCCCUGAAAAUAAAGGAAAUCACUUAUAUCCAUGCAGAAGGACUUGCAGCCGGAGAGCUGAAGCACGGGCCCAUUGCCCUUGUCGAUGACAAGCUUAGAAUCAUCUUUAUUGCAACCAAGGACUUGCUGUAUGACAAAACAAGGAAUGCAAUGGAGCAAAUAUUUGCGAGAGGCGGAAGACCAAUCGUGAUAUGCACCGAGGACAUCUCUGGGGAUUAUGCAGAAUACGACACCUUUGUCGUCCCAAAGACGGUGGACUGUCUCCAGGGGAUACUAACAGUCAUUCCUCUGCAGCUGUUGUCCUACCAUCUUGCUGUUGCAAAAGGAUACAAUGCCGACUUCCCGAGGAAUCUUGCAAAGUCCGUAACUGUUGAAUAA
Molecule: messenger RNA, 2100 nt
Organism: Encephalitozoon cuniculi GB-M1
Lineage: Eukaryota; Fungi; Microsporidia; Unikaryonidae
Exons: 1
Coding region: 1-2100 (699 amino acids)
Biological process (GO): protein N-linked glycosylation; carbohydrate derivative biosynthetic process; fructose 6-phosphate metabolic process
Molecular function (GO): L-glutamine:D-fructose-6-phosphate transaminase (isomerizing) activity; carbohydrate derivative binding
Source: RefSeq, marked provisional